CUGCCACCUUGUGACCUAUAAUAUACGGUAAGAGAAGGUAGGAGGGACUUGAAGUUACCUAGAAGCCAGUUCCUACCGGUGACAUUGUUUGCUGGUUUUGUAGGUAAGGUUUACAUACCUAUUCAGAUCAUCUGACAUUUGUCCGGCCAGUCCAACGGAUGUCGGAUGCCAAUAGAACAUGUUUUGCUAUUAGUCAGGUUGACAACUCUUCGAAGUAAGGACCUAAGUCUCCUCUCAAUCUGGCAAUUGUGCUCUUCUUGAGUUGCCCCCACGCAACAAUCCAAUCUUCGUUCACCCAAUCGAAGCCACACCCUUCCUGAUAACCAACAUCAACCCCUAGGCUUUUCUUUCCAAAGCUCCCGCACGCCAACAUGGCGGCCACUUCGUUGCUGCUCGUGGUUGCGGUCUCUUUCAGCUUUCUCGUCGCCCUAGUUGCUGGGCAGGGCUGCACAAGCGCGGGCGUCUGCGGAGCUGCCAGCUGUGGUGCAGGUCUCAACCCCUGCUACAACGGAACGGGCAACCAGCUGACUUGUUGCACUUCACCGUGUGGCAGCUGUGACCUGACAUCUGGGAACGCCACAAGGCCAACCCUCACUGUGUACGCUGUUUUCAACGCGUCCGACGCUGGCGCCAGCUGUGCAAACCAGACGUCCGCUCCCGGUGGUGGCACCCGGUUUGCCGACUCAUGUGUCUACUACACGCCUUUGCUCGACGCGAACCGGACCGUGAUCGGCAACUUCGGCGCCAAUGAACAGGUCAUCAUUGAGAACGGGGCGCGCGUGCUGACUCACCAAACCCUGUUCUUUGGCAACAACUCGGCGACUGCCACGCCCGAUACGAUCAACUGUUUGGGCCAAGCUUGGAGCCAACCCUUCCAAGUGGCCAUCGUCGGCGGCACUGGGAAGUACGCAGGAGCGAGAGGCUAUUACGUGUCGCCCGCCCCAACCAGCGAAACAGUCGGAAACACUACUGUCACGUACUUCCAAAAGAAUCUGUACCUCUUUUGAGACGUCCAAUGAUUUAACACUGGCUCCAAACUUUUUUUUGCUACGCAAACGGGGUAGUAGAUUUUGAACGUGCUGCCGCCCAGGUUGAGAAAGCUUCGAUCUGGUUUAGGAGUCGUCAAAUGGUAGAGGCUUCGAAAACGUACAGCUUGUUUCUUGUAGUGCUGGCUAGCGCAAGUUUUGUAAGUUCGAGCACACUAGUGCAGAGAAUAGGGCACGCUCAAUCUGUAGAGUCACGCGCGCUGCUGCCAUCUAGGCCGCUUAGUAAACAGGCUUCAACGAGUCAAAGCGCAGCAAUCUUUGAUCGCUUCGCAAGUUCGUUCGACCAGACGUUUACUUUCUCCGCACACCGUGUCGCCGCAAGAUCGGGCAGAGUUCCUUCUCUUUGCUCUCUGGCUUAUCCGACAAGGGCGCUCCUCACUUGCGCCAGAGCCCAACUCCAACCAUGCUGAUCAUGC
Molecule: messenger RNA, 1462 nt
Organism: Klebsormidium nitens
Lineage: Eukaryota; Viridiplantae; Streptophyta; Klebsormidiophyceae; Klebsormidiales; Klebsormidiaceae
Source: the annotation of a GenBank genome assembly